AUGGAGCGUCCAACACCACCUCUAAAGCUCGACUACAGGACUCUUGAUAACGAUUGCAGAAUUGCAGUGUCAAACAAGUUUGAAGUGCUCAAUCGAUGUGAAGAUGAUAAGUUCAGCCUUAUCUGGGACUGCAGCACAAUGUGUGGGAUAUCGCAGGCCUAUAUACCAUUUGCAGCUUUUAAUGAACACAAGAAGUUAACAAGUGGUAUUGCAUGGCGAGGAGAUCCAAAUAGUUUGCUCUCUGUUGGAAGGGACUGCUUAAUCCACCACGCCUUCAAGGAUGCCACAAGACCAAUGGAGAAAGUGAAUCCCGUUGGCCUGGACAUCAGUGUACACGGCAACAUUUCAAAUGCAACUCGCAUCAAAGAAGACUCAGAACCACAAGGCGCUUUAGCCAAAAAUUUCCAAUAUUGUUGCUUGAGUUCUGUUAAUAAUGAUUUUCUCCGUAUAUUUCAACUAAACAAAUCUCACUAUUCUAGGAAAUCUCCUGCUAUGAAUGAGCAUUAUGGCCAAGUGUUAUCAUCGGUCAACAUGAUGCUGUGUGAGGAGGAAGGUCCAGUAUCACCUUAUCACUUGGUCCAGUCUGCCAAGAAUUAUCUGCUGGCAGGGAAAUCCUUGGCCGAAAUAUGUGAGCACAAUGCUGCGGUGGCCAAGAAGCUGAACAGACCACAGAUUGCUUUGACUUGGCAGAUGUUGCAACUGUUGUAUGUAGGUGCAGGUGGAGGUACCGAUCCUUUGAUAGGAAUCCAGUCUUCUUCAAGGGAUGAUCCUGCAAUUCAGCCAGACACUAGCAUGGAAAAUGAUCAGAGAUCUUCACGCCACUAUUCAGGAGGCGAUGGAGGAGGAGACACAUCUGGUGGAGGCUUUAGUGCAGAAGAAGGAGAUACAGAGACUGAUGAUACAGAUAACCAUGAUCUUAAGCUUACUCAUAUAGCAAGCGGCAUGACCAUCAACCAAGACUUUUUCUUUGGAGAUGGGGAAAUCAAUCAAAUGCCUUUUGACUAUGACAACCUGAAUAACUUUGAUACAAGCCAAGAUUGGACACUGCCCAAUGAGGCAUUCCAGCCUCGCCAUGAAAUCCUCUAUCCAUCUGCCAUGCCACCACAAGAGUACCAUUCAAAAUGCUCUCCAAGAGAAAUCCAAGAGUCGGGUACUGCAACAGGAUACAUUGUUGAACCACAAUCACUACUAAGUGAGGUGAAAGGACUUGGAACUCCAGCAUGGGAAUGCUCUGAUCUUGUGGUAAAGAUGCUGUACCAUUAUGCCAGCAAUGGGGAUGUUCAAAUUUUUUUUAACCUGGUUAUUUUGGUUGGCGACAGGCUGAAGGAAUAUCUUGACAAGGACCAAGUCGAACAUUGGUUUCUGUCAUAUAUUGAUUUACUUCAACGUUUCCAACUUUGGAAUAUUGCAAAUAAAUAUAUUUGUCCUGCAGAGUACACAGGUUUGCCCGUUGUUCAGCAGCAGAACCAGCAGUCCACAACCAUUGCCCUUCAGUGCGGUCAGUGCGGGGCCAUUGUAUCACGGAACAGUCUUUUUUGUAGGAAGUGUGGUUGUCCAACAUCAGCCUGUGCUGUAUGCCAUGGUAUGGUGCGAGGACUGUUUGUAUGGUGCCAAGGAUGCUCCCAUGGGGGCCAUCUGAACCACAUGAUGAAGUGGGUGGCCAACAAUAAGUCAUGUCCUGCAGGAUGUGGCCAUCUGUGUGAGUACACCUGAGUACACAAUUAAUUGUGAAUUUUAGAUUCUCCAUAUCUUUGAUGUUGCUACUUAUUUCAGAAUCUGAAGUAUAUGUACUUAUUUUUUCCUUUAUUUUAUGCUGUGAGAAUACAGUGGGUAAUAACAUUCAAUUGGAGUGAAAAUUUUAAGAAAUUACCUAAGGAGUUGUUGUAUUGGAGUGAAAUAUCUAUGAUUUGCAGUUACUGUUUCCCUUACUUGUUAGAGGAGAUGUAUUGAGUUCCUAUGUAUUGUAUUGUACUGUAUAUAUAUCUGUAUAUAUUUGAUAUAAGUACA
Molecule: messenger RNA, 2007 nt
Organism: Penaeus monodon (black tiger shrimp)
Lineage: Eukaryota; Metazoa; Arthropoda; Malacostraca; Decapoda; Penaeidae
Gene: Wdr24
Product: GATOR complex protein WDR24-like
Biological process (GO): positive regulation of TOR signaling
Source: RefSeq, a predicted model, not a curated record